UACGACUCUAACAAGAUUUUCCAAGACUGCAUUUAUUUUGUCGGAUCUAGUGGUCAAAGUGCAGCAUCUUUUUUGUAUUAUUAUUUUUUUAGAGGAAAAAUCUCUUUUACAGGUUCUGAGCACAUUCUAGAUGAAUGGUGUAGGUUGUGGAGAAGGUGGACCGAUAUAAUUCACAUAAUCAUUCAAUUAUGAUAUAUUAUUAUUAUUAUUAUUGUUAUUAUUAUUAUUGACGCAUACCGAGUACUCAUUUUUUUUUUUUUUUUUUAAUUUAAUUUUUACGGGAGCAUUAAGAAGGGAACCCGCUUCUUAAAUUCUUCCGUCCUUCUUUUCAUUUUUAUUUUUCUCCAUAAAUAUUUCAAUCAAUUUUUAAGUUUCCAUCCAUUUGUAGGGCUUAGCUUCUUCGAUCAAUUAGAUGAGUUCUCCCAUGGCUGAAAUGUUGAACUCCCAGCAACAAAAUGGAACAUCAAUCAAACUGAAACUGAAACUGAAACUGAAACUGAAACUGAAACUGAUCUCAGAAUGUUUUGUUAAACCAAAGUACGAACUCGAAGCUGCAAAACAAAAUUACCAUUUGUCACCCGGUGACGUAGGCAUGAUAUCCAUUGAUCCGAUACAAAAAGGCCUUCUUUAUCACCUCAAUGUUCGUAACCGACCCGAGAUUAUAUCUGGUCUAUUGGAAAAACUCAAACACUCUCUCUCGAUUGCCCUCAUUCAUUUCUACCCGUUAGCCGGCCGAUUUGUGACAGAAAAGUACCCCGACGAGCACGCUUGUUCGAUUUACAUCGAUUGCAACAAGGGCCCUGGAGCACGCCUAACCCACGUGACCGCCCUAGACGUUGCAAUUUCUGAUAUUCUCUCCUCCACCGACGUUCCGCCGAUUGUUCGAUCUUUCUUCGAGCUUGGUGAAACGAUGAUUAAUUAUGAUGGUCAUACGAGGGCACUUGUGUCUAUUCAGGUAACGGAAUUACUAGAUGGUGUGUUCAUUGGGUUUACUAUGAACCAUAGUGUGGUUGAUGGUACUUCCUUUUUACAUUUUGUAAGCGUGUUAUCUGAAAUAGUUAGAUCUGAGACUGAGGAUAACACUAUUACAAAAAUUUCACGUGUUCCGAUAUUUGAUUAUACGCCAUGGUUAAAUGAAGGUGAUAGUAAGUUACAUAAGUUGCCCUAUUUAGAGCCGGAGGAAUUCAUACAACAAGGGUAUGACCCCGGUCUAUUAAGGGAGUGUAUCUUUCACUUCUCAACUACGUCGUUGGCAACUCUCAAGGCAAAGGCUAACCAAGAAUGUGGAAGUACGAGUAAUGAGUAUGUUAUAUCCUCGUUCCAAGCCUUAUCUGCUCUUUUGUGGCGAGCCAUCACUCGAGCUCGAAAUCUAUCAUCCGACCAGCCAACCACUUGUUCCAUCUUGGUUAACGCCAGGACUAGGUUUGAUCCACCUGUAUCCGAUGACCACUUUGGGGAUUUCAUUAGCGCGGCCCAAUGGGGUUGCAAGGUAGAUCAGUUGUUGGGCAAUGAUUUGGGUUGGGCUGCGAUGAAUUUGCGCAAGGAAAUCAUCAAACAAGAUGGGAAAGCUAUACUUGGUUUAUACGAGUUUCUUGUUAAAACCCCGAUGGUAUUUCAGCGUGGUGGUGCCGGCCCAGAUUUUCAUGGUCCGAACAAAGUGGUCAUAGGAGGGUCAUCCAGGUUUGAUAUGUAUGGGCCUGAUUUUGGGUUGGGCCGUGCUUUGGCUGUUCGCAUGGGUUUCGCAAAUAAGGAAGAUGGGAAGGUCACUGCAAACCCGGGUAGCGAAGGGAAAGGGAGUGUAGAUUUGGAACUUUGCCUAAGACCUCAUCUUAUGGCUGCCCUUGAAGCUGACAUGGAGUUCAUGACUUAUGUGUCAUUGCACUAAGAAUUUAAUAUUUAAUUACCUCGGGCGUACAAUAAAUAUUGUAAGACUAUUGUUUAUAAAAAUUUUAAUUUAUUAUUUA
Messenger RNA from Spinacia oleracea (spinach), 1964 nucleotides. RefSeq names its product protein ENHANCED PSEUDOMONAS SUSCEPTIBILITY 1-like. Lineage: Eukaryota; Viridiplantae; Streptophyta; Magnoliopsida; Caryophyllales; Amaranthaceae. The record is from RefSeq and is a predicted model, not a curated record. The transcript has a single exon. The coding region runs from base 413 to 1885 and encodes 490 amino acids.